Molecule: messenger RNA, 780 nt
Organism: Hevea brasiliensis (rubber tree)
Lineage: Eukaryota; Viridiplantae; Streptophyta; Magnoliopsida; Malpighiales; Euphorbiaceae
Exons: 1
Coding region: 1-780 (259 amino acids)
Source: RefSeq, a predicted model, not a curated record
AUGGACUAUGCCAAAAUCUCCCACAAAAUCUCCUCCGAGUGGACUGCCUUCUGGCUCUUCAAGAUCGCCUUCUUCACUUUCCUCCUGAUCCUUUCCCUUCUUUCUACUUCUGCAGUUGUUUAUACAAUUGCAUGUAUAUAUACUUCAAAGCCAAUCACCUUCAAGAAGGUGAUGAGUGUUGUUCCUAGAGUUUGGAAGAGACUUAUGGUCACUUUUCUGUGGAGUUUUGCUAUUGUUUUCAUCUAUAAUGUUAUUGCAGCAGCAGUAUUCAUCUUCUGGCUGGUCCUUAGUGGAGGUAACAGUGUGUUUGGCAUCGCGAUUCUUGUGCUUCUUCUGCUUUUUUACUUCUCUGGGUUCUUGUAUGUUACCAUAGUUUGGCAUUUGGCAAGUGUGGUUUCUGUUCUGGAAGAAAUUUAUGGGAUCAAAGCUAUGAUCAAGAGCAAGAACUUGAUAAAGGGUAAGAUUGGGGUUGCAGUGGCUCUUUUUAUUCUUCUUGGAAUUUGUUUUGCUGGAAUUCAACUCCUUUUUGAGGUUUUUGUGGUCCUACAAUGGCCACAAGACUUGAUAAUCAGAAUUGGAAUGGGAAUCAUUUGUUUUUUGCUGCUGUUUAAGGUGAUUCUGUUUGGGCUUGUGAUCCAAGCAGUUCUCUAUUUUGUGUGCAAAUCCUACCACCAUGAGAAUAUUGAUAAGUCUUCCUUAUCAAGCCAUCUUGAGGCCUAUCUUGGGGAGUAUGUUCCUUUAAAGGCAGCCAAUGUCCAAAUGGAACAAGUUCAAGCAUAA